Molecule: messenger RNA, 7986 nt
Organism: Megalops cyprinoides (Indo-Pacific tarpon)
Lineage: Eukaryota; Metazoa; Chordata; Actinopteri; Elopiformes; Megalopidae
Product: piezo-type mechanosensitive ion channel component 1-like
Exons: 51
Coding region: 119-7624 (2501 amino acids)
Source: RefSeq, a predicted model, not a curated record
GUGAACUUUAGUGGUGGAGUAGAUAUGUUUAAUUUGAGAGACUGGAAUUUACCGUUGUGUUGAGGAAUGCUGCUGGAACUGUAGUUGGUGGAGCUAACGGUGUGUUCUGGAAGCGCUUAUGGAACUUCAGGUAGUGUGUGGAUUGCUCUACUGCUUUCUGCUGCCGACAUUCUUAUUAGCAGCCUGCCUGUUUCGCUACAAUGCUCUGUCGCUCAUCUAUCUUCUGUACCUGCUGCUGUUGCCAUGGUUUCCAUGGCCCAACAAAUACACACUACAAGGGCGCACUGGACGAUUAAUCAAGGCCCUCUUCAGCACCAGCUUGCUCUUCUUGUUGGCUCAUGUGACAUUCCAGAUCUGCCUGUACACCAUACCGGGACUAAACAAUGAGCUGGGAAACAACUGCAGCUCAUGGGAGACCUUAUCAAGACACAUUGGAGUGUCCAGACUGCCACUGGAGGACACCUGGACCAUGCUCCGUCUCCUGGCCCCUGACAUCGGCAUCUUCAUUAUCUCACUGGUGACCCUGGUGCUCUGUAAUCAGCUGCUGAAGAAGAGAGACAAUGAACCAGACAAGUCUCAGACUGAGGACUCUGAGCCCACAGAGGAGGCAGAGGAGGGCGCAGAAGAGGAAGAGGAGGAGAGAGAGGAGGGCCAGUCAUCCUCCAGUGAUCCAGAGGAAGAUAAUUCUACAGCUAACCGUGCAGCCCUGUUGGCAGCCCGGCUCAGAGCCACAGCACAGAGGUUCCUGAGAGACCUGGGGAGGGUUCUUACCAUCAUUCUGCUGGCACUAGCUGCAAUUACAUUACCCUCAGUCUUCUCUGGAGUUUACUACCUACUGUUCAUUGGAGUGUGCACCUGGUGGGCAUGCCACUUUCCCAUCAGCCUGCUUGGCUUCAAUGCAUUCUGUGUGAUGGUGGGAGUCUUCACAGCAGGACACCUAGUCUGUCUAUACCUGUAUCAGAGUCCUUACGCCCAGGAAAUCUUUCCCCCAGCUGGUCUGUGGGCCAGACUCUUUGGUCUCAAGGAUAUCAUCAAGACUGGCAACUGCUCCUCUUCCUAUGACCUCAUCCUCAACACAGAACAGGAUUGGCCAGUGUAUGUCAACCCUGGUAUCCUGUUACUUCUCUACAUCUCAGUGGCAGCUGUCCUUAAAAUGGGUAGCCAUUUUUCCUUUGAAAAGCAUAAGGAGGAAGCACAGCUCAGUGAUGGGAAUGGACUGGAGUUAACAGCAUGGGAAUCAAAGAGGGAGGGCAGUGGUGAUGAUACCAAGCAAAUGCUGAUCUCAACCACGGAAUCACCAGAAUGUGAAUCUGAGAAGUCCGCAGGUCAUGAGAUCAACUGUUCCAGACACCAGGAUCAAGUAGAACUCAGUAGUCCCCCUGAUGGACAGGAUGGGGACAACCCUCUUCAUAUUGUGGGUCGAAUGGUCAUGCAGCAGAGCUAUGUGUGUGCUCUCAUUGCAAUGAUGGUGUGGAGUAUCACCUACCACAGUUGGCUUACCUUCGUGUUGCUUCUGUGGGCAUGUUUGAUUUGGAUGGUGCGGGCACGACGGCAUUUUGCCACUCUGUGUUCGCCCUUCAUUCUGCUGUAUGGCCUAUCACUCUGCAGCCUGCAAUAUAUCUGGGCCAUGGACCUGGAGCCUGAGCUUCCCCAGUACUGGGGGACCAUGAGCCUCAGGCAACUGGGUCUGGACCGGGCCCCCUACCCAUGUCUGCGCCUGGGAGCUAUGUUGCUCUUUACUCUAACCUUCUGGCUGCUGCUGCGACAGUCAGUGAAAGACAAUUUCAGCAAGAAGAAGAGUGUUACUGUCCCACUAUUGGAGGUCACCACUGGAGAGAGCAGCAAGCAGAAGGAGUCAGUUCUGAGGGUUCUGGGUGGGAUGGUUAUGAGCCUCUACGCUAAGUACUGGAUCUACGUGUGUGCUGGGAUGUUCAUCAUGGUCAGCUUUGCUGGCAAGCUGGUGGGCUACAAGAUUGUCUACAUGCUCCUGUUCCUGCUCUGCCUCUGUCUCUACCAGGUGUACUACAACCUGUGGAGGAGGCUGCUGAAGGCCUUCUGGUGGUUAGUGGUGGCCUACACCAUGCUGGUUCUCAUCACCAUCUAUACUUUCCAGUUUGAGGAUUUCCCUGGGUACUGGAAGAACUUCACUGGUUUCACAGAACAGCAGUUAGCUGACAUCGGAUUGGAGACGUUCAAGCUGUCAGAGCUCUUCAGCAGCAUCCUCAUCCCCGGCUUCUUCCUGCUGGCUUGCAUACUGCAACUGCACUACUUCCACCGGCCCUUCAUGAAGAUCACUGACCUGGAGCAUGUCACACCAAUCCACAAGAAGGAAAGUGUAAACAAUACAGAGGUUUUGGUGUUGAUGGAUGCAGAUGGCAUGGGGCUUGAGGAUGAGACUGUGGAGACGGAUCUGGGAGAUGAUGAAUCAGAGCAUGAAGUGAUGAUGCCCACUAAGUGGGGUUUGGUGAUGGACCGCCUGGUGGUGCUCUUCCGGAAGUUCCUGGAGAUCUUGACCCAGGUGCAGGUCUUCCUCUGGAGGGUCCUGGAGCUGCACAUCCUCAAGAUUGUGGCCUUUUUCAUUGUCUGGGUGGCACUGGGAGAGCCCUCAGUGAUGAAUCUGGUGUUAGUGGUGAUGUGGGCAUUCUCCAUGCCAUACUCUCGUUUCCGCCACAUGGCCUCAUGUCUGUCCACCAUCUGGGUCUGCAUCAUCAUCGUCUGCAAGAUGCUCUAUCAGCUCAGCAUUGUCAACCCCAUCGAGUACUCUAAGAACUGCACUGUGCCUCUCACCAAUGAAACCAACCUGAGGGAGAGUGAAAUCCUUAAUUCCACACUGUACAAAGAACCAGUGGACCCAGCCAACUGGUUUGGGUUCCGGAAGGAUGCCACAGCUCUCGGAUACAGUAAGAACCACCUCCUGGUGCUCCUCCUGCUGGUGUUUGAGGCCACAGUGUACCGCCACCAAGUUCACCACUACAAGCAGCACCAGUGUUCCCCUCCUCCUAUCCCAGCCAUCUUCCCUGAUGCCUGCAGAGACAACCUGGACCAGGGAUUACUGGGCUGCAUCAAGUACCUACUCAACUACUUCUUCUACAAGUUUGGCCUGGAGAUCUGCUUCCUGAUGACAGUGAAUGUGAUUGGCCAGCGGAUGAACUUCCUAGUCAUUAUCCAUGGCUGUUGGCUAGUGGUUAUCCUGACACGCCGUCGCCGGGCUGCCAUCGCCAAGAUCUGGCCCAAAUACUGCCUGUUCCUGGUCAUCUUCAUGAUCUACCAGUAUAUCCUGUGUGUGGGGAUCCCUCCGGUCCUCUGUAAAGAUUACCCUUGGCGGUGGAACACACCUGUUACCAUCAACUCUGCCCUCAUCAAGUGGAUCUACCUGCCAGACUUUUACACCAUCCCAAACUCCAAAAACCUCAUUGCGGACUUCCUGCUUCUCAUGUGCGCUUCGCAGCAGUGGAUAGUCUUUGAACAUGAGAAGAAAGAGGAGUGGAUGGUGUUGGCUGGAGAAAACACUGAUGACCCCAACCCCAUGGAGGGUAGACCCAUCAACCCUGCACCAAACUUCAUCAACUGCAGGUGUUACCUGGACAUGGCUAAGGUAUUGGCCUUCCGCUACAUGUUCUGGUUUGUGUUGUCCGUGGUGUUUGUGACGGGAGCUACGCGUAUCAGCAUCUUUGGCCUGGGUUACCUGUUGGCUUGCUUCUACUUCCUGCUCUUCGGGACUCAAAUGCUGACCAGACCCUCCAAGAGCAGGCUGGUGCUCUGGGACUGCCUCAUCAUGUACAACGUGGGCGUCAUUAUCUCCAAGAACAUGCUGUCUAUCCUGGCCUGCGUGUUUGUUAAGCAGAUGCAAGCUAACUUCUGUUGGGUGAUCCAGCUUUUCAGUCUGGUGUGCACUGUCAAGGGCUACUAUGACCCCAAGGAUGUGAGUGAUAAGGAUUGUGUGCUGCCAGUGGAGGAGGCCGGGAUCAUCUGGGACAGCAUCUGUUUCUUUUUCCUACUGCUGCAGAGGAGAGUCUUCCUCAGCUUCUACUUCCUGCAUGUCAUGGCAGAUCUACAAGCCUCAGCUCGCCAGGCCUCCCGGGGUUUUGAACUAUUCAGAGCCAGUAUUGUGAAGAGCAUGAGAUUCCACCAACAGGCUGAGCAGAAGUCUCUCACACAGCUCAAGAGAUCAAUGGAACGCAUUCGAGCCAAACAGCAGAAAUACAAAGAAAGCCGUCGUGCCUCCAGCAGUAAGUGUGAGGAGUUCUCAGAAUCACAUGAAGACAAAAAGAGCUCCAAGCAAGAAAAGAUGUGGUGGCGUCCUUGGGUUGACCAUGCUACUGUGCUGCACUCAGGAGAGUAUUACCUGUUUGAGUCAGACAGUGAGGAAGAAGAUGAGCCACUGGCAGAGGACCAUAAACCCCCAAGACAAAGUGCCUCUCAGCUGGCAUACCAGGCCUGGGUGACUAAUGCCAAGGCAGCCCUGCGGGAGCGUCAGCAGCGCCAGAAGGAGCUGCAGCGGCUUGAGAGGGAGAGAAGCUUCCAGACGUCAGGUGAGGGAGAUGAAGUGGAGGACAUGGAGGAAGAGGAGGAGGCAAAGGAGGAAGAGAAUUCAGGGAGGAGUGACAUUGUACAGAGAAUCCUGGAUAUCCUGAAGUUCCUCUGGGUGCUCUUCCUGGCCAUGGUGGAUGGUGUGACUCAGUGGCUUAAUCUGCUGACCAAGCAGUAUGUGGACACCUCCACUGUGCUCUGUAAUCAGCGCUACUUCAUCACCCAUAACAUCAUCCAGGAGGACCUGGCGUCCCAAGGCAGUGAAAGCCCCACUGUGGAGACUUGUCUGGAUGAGCUGGACGCUGAGAACAUCAACACUAGCAGUGCAACCAGUGGAUUGGAGCUAGAGGAGCUGAUGGACACAGAGCAGACCACUCCUCAGACCAAUGACAACAGUAGCACUACUCUCUGUUCAGAACCUACCCUGGAGCUGGAACCAGAACCACAACCUCCAACCAGUCAGCGAUCACGACACACCAGGACUGCCAGUGAGAUACUAGCGGACAGGCAGUUCUUUGUGGAGGAGCUGGUCCAGAGCCAACAGUUCUACGCCUCUCAGAACCGGGCUCUUAAGCUACUGUUUGCUCUCUAUAACCUGCUGGCAGCCCACUCAGAGCUGGUGUGCUAUUUCAUCAUCGUGCUCAAUAAUGUGGUGACUGCCUCCGUCAUCUCCUUGGUCCUGCCCAUUCUCGUCUUCCUGUGGGCUAUGCUGGCAGUGCCUCGCCCCACCAAAAAGUUUUGGAUGACUGCUAUCGUCUACACUGAGGUAAUGGUUGUGGUAAAGUACAUGUUCCAGUUUGGGUUCUUCCCCUGGAACAGUGCGUUUGAAACCAAACUGAAUGAAGACAAGCCUUAUUUUCCACCUCGCAUCCUGGGCUUGGAGAAGACUGACAACUACAUCCGGUAUGACCUGCUGCAGCUGCUAGCCCUCUUCUUCCACCGUUCUCUGCUGCAGCGUUAUGGCCUAUGGGACGAGGAGGGUCCCAUAGAGGAGAAGAGCCAGCCAUCAGGGGGUAGCAUUGAGAAGGAGAAGCCUCACCUCAGCCCUAAUUCCAGCCUCACUGAACUGGACGACAUAAAGCCAGACCUGGAUGAGAAGACAGAGUCUGAGCAGGACCAAAAUAUUAUCCCUACACCAGAGGCCCCUACCCCUGCAGAGAAGCCUGAGAAGAAGAAGAGUGGUUUGCUCCGCUUCCGCAAAAAGAAGCAGAGGAGUGAAGAUGCCAAAGAAACCAAAGAGUCCAAGAAGAAAUUGAGGGCAAAACGCAGAGAGGCAGUGAGCAAGAAGCUGAAGGCAGCGGGGGAGAAACUGAAACUCCUCUUUGUCUCUAUUGUACGUAAGGUCUACAAACCGAUCUAUGGAUUCUUCUAUGACAUCCUACACGCAGAGUAUCGUGCAACAACGGACGUGUAUGCCCUGAUGUUCCUCACUGAUGUGGUGGAUUUCAUCAUUAUCGUUUUUGGAUUCUGGGCUUUUGGGAAACACUCUGCAGCUGCAGACAUCGCUUCCACACUGUCAGAGGACCAAGUGCCUGAGGCCUUCCUUGUGAUGCUGCUCAUUCAGUUCAGCACCAUGAUCAUUGACCGUGCCCUGUACCUGCGCAAGACUGUUCUGGGAAAGCUGAUCUUCCAGAUCAUCCUGGUCUUUGGCAUUCACAUCUGGAUGUUUUUCAUCUUGCCAGCAGUCACAGAGAGGAUGUUCAGUCAGAAUUCGGUGGCCCAACUCUGGUAUUUUGUCAAGUGUAUCUACUUCGCCCUCUCCGCCUAUCAGAUCCGUUGUGGCUACCCCACUCGCAUUCUCGGCAACUUCCUCACCAAGAAGUACAACCAUCUCAAUCUCUUCCUUUUUCAAGGGUUCCGAUUGGUCCCGUUUUUAGUGGAGCUUCGAGCAGUGAUGGACUGGGUCUGGACUGACACCACCCUAUCUCUCUCAAACUGGAUGUGUGUGGAGGACAUCUAUGCCAACAUCUUCAUCAUAAAGUGCAGCCGUGAGACAGAGAAGAAAUACCCCCAGCCAAAGGGACAGAAGAAGAAGAAGAUUGUGAAAUAUGGGAUGGGAGGGCUUAUCAUCUUCUUCCUGAUCUGCAUCAUCUGGUUUCCACUACUCUUCAUCUCAUUGGUCAGAUCUGUUGUGGGAGUUGUCAACCAUCCAGUGGAUGUUACCGUCACUGUCAAGCUAGGAGGUUAUGAGCCCCUGUUCACAAUGAGUGUACAGCAGCAGUCCAUCCAGCCCUUCACUGAGCAGGACUACACAGAUUUGACAAGCCAGUUUGGAAAAAAUGCUGUGGCCAUGCAGUUCAUCACCCUGUACAGCUACGAGGACAUUGUGACAGCCAAAAUCGAGGGCAGCUCAGGAUCUGUGUGGCGCAUCAGUCCUCCUAGCCGACAGGAAGUCAUUAAGGAGCUUCUGGGUAGCCCUGUGGACAUGACACUGCGCUUAUCCUGGAAUUUCCAGAGGGACCUGGGGAAAGGUGGCACAGUGGAACACACUUUUGACAAGCACUCUGUCAAUUUGGAGCCUGGCAACCCAGUCCGGGCAGACCUGGCCUCGCUGCUUGUGGGAAACCGCACAGAAGCAGUACGUGUGCCUCAUAUGUUCCCCAACUUCAUCCGGGCCCCAAAUGGUGCAGAGGCCAAACCGGUCAGUCAGCUGUAUGAAGGUGAUGAGGAUUACCAGGAUGUGACUCUGACGCUGAUGAAGGACCACUUGCAGAACGGCAGUGGGAUGCUGGAGUGGUGGGACAUCAGCAUCGCAGACUGUGCAGAGAACUGUGAUGUUCUCCCCAUGGUCAUCUUCAAUGAUAAAGUCAGCCCGCCCAGCCUGGGCUUCCUGGCAGGAUAUGGGAUCAUGGGCUUGUACGUGUCAGUGGUGCUGGUGAUCGGGAAGUUUGUUCGCGGGUUCUUCAGCGAGAUCUCCCACUCCAUCAUGUUUGAGGAGCUACCUUGUGUGGACCGAAUCCUCAAGCUCUGCACCGACAUCUUCCUGGUGCGGGAGACGGGCGAACUGGAGCUGGAGGAAGAGCUCUACUCUAAACUCAUCUUCCUCUACCGCUCUCCAGAGACCAUGAUCAAGUGGACUCGGGAAAAAGACUAAGCAGCUCAGUUCAGGGCCCCUCUCUCAGUUCAAGGUCCCUCUGCUGUGUGCAGUAAUCUGAACCUCCUGCCACUGACAUCUUGCUCCAGUGAGUUGAAGCCCUUUGGCAAGAAACACUGACAAGGAAUGGGACUUGUUGUCUGUAUAUGUACAAACGCAGUCCUGGUGGUUGCUCCUGUUGGUGCCACUGCACUGGACUGACCGGUGGUGAAUCACAGCUGCUGACAGUUUGCUUGAUUUCUCAAGGCAAGGCCUUGCUAGUUACCAUAACAACAGCCUGGUAUCUCUCUCUGUAACAUCAAGGCUGUGCAAACUUUUGGAGACUCCCAUCCCUUCUAACAAUCAUGUAGCACUAGGCCACA